AUGGGUGCAUCAAGCUUAGGCUCUGCUUUAGCAAAUUGCAUUAAUCUCUCAAAUUUGGCACUUUAUCUUUAAGAAAGUUAAAUUGGUGUAAUUGGUGCAUAAGGCUUAGGUUCUGCUUUAAAAAAUUUAACUAAUCUCUCAAAUUUAACACUUGACCUUUAUGACAAUAAGAUUAGUAAUGAAGGGAUAUCAGGAAUAUGUUCUGGUUUAGCAAAUUGCACUAAUCUCUCAACUUUAACACUUGAUUUUGGUAGCAAUUAAAUUGGUUAUGAAGGUGUAUCAGAAUUAAAUUGUGCUUUAGCAAAUUACACUAAACUCUCAAAUUUGGUACUUGUGCUAUUUAACAAUAAAAUUGGUGAUAAAGGUGCAUUAGGCUUAGGUUUUGCUUUACCAAAUUGUACAAAUCUCUCAAAUUUAACUCUUGAUCUUAGUAAAAAUUAAAUUUGUGAUGAAGGUGUAUAAGGCUUAGGUUUUGCUUUACCAAAUUGCACAAAUCUGUAAAAUUUAACACUUGAUCUUGGUGGCAAUAAAAUUAGUAAAGAAGGUAUUUCAAAAUUAGGUUCUGCUUUAGUAAAUUGCACAAAACUCUCAAAUUUAACACUUGAAUUUGUAGCUAAUAAAAUUGGAGAUGAAGGUGUAUCAGGCUUAAGUUUUGCUUUAGCAAAUUGCACUAAUCUCUUAAAUUUGACACUUAACUUUCAAGCCAAUUAAAUUGGUGAUUAAGGUGGAUCACACUUAGGUUCUGCUUUCGUAAAUUGCAAUAAUAUCUCAAAUUUGAAACUUAAUCUUAAUUUCAAUUAAAUUGGUGCUAUGGGUGCAUCAGACUUAGGUUCUGGUUUAGCAAAUUGCACUAAUCUCUAAAAUUUGACACUUGAACUUAGUUAAAACUAAAUUGGCUCAAUUGGUGCAUCAGGAUUAGGUUCUGGUUUAGCAAAUUGCAUUAAUCUCUCAAAUUUGACACUUGAACUUAGUGAAAAUUAAAUUGGUGCUGAAGGUGCAUCAAACCUAGGUUCUGCUUUAACAAAUUGCACUAAUCUCUCAAAUUUAACAUUUGCCCUUAAUGACAGUAAUAUUGGUGAUGCAGGUGUAUUAGGCUUAGGCUCUGGUUUAGCAAAUUGCACUAAUCUCUCAAAUUUGAUACUUAACCUUGGUGAAAAUAAUAUUGGUGAAGAAGGUGCAUCAGGCUUAGGUUUUGCUUUAGCAAAUUGCAUUAAUCUCUCAAAUUUGGCACUCGACCUUGGUACCAAAUAAAUUGGUGCAAUAAGUGCUUCAAGAUUAGGUUCUAGUUUAGCAAAUUGCACUAAACUCUCAAAUUUGGACCUUUACCUUAGCUCUAACUAGAUCGAUGAAUCAUAAUAAUUGAAACUAAAAAGCAAGUGUCUUAAGUCAAAAAGAUUAGUUUUAUUUUCAAUAUAAGUCUAAUGA
Messenger RNA from Tetrahymena thermophila SB210, 1425 nucleotides. RefSeq lists its product as hypothetical. Gene Ontology annotation, molecular function: small GTPase binding; GTPase activator activity. The transcript is spliced from 16 exons. The record is from RefSeq and is a predicted model, not a curated record. Gene Ontology annotation, biological process: nucleocytoplasmic transport; activation of GTPase activity. Gene Ontology annotation, cellular component: cytosol; perinuclear region of cytoplasm; nucleus. NCBI's taxonomy places the organism in Eukaryota, Ciliophora, Oligohymenophorea, Hymenostomatida, Tetrahymenidae.